Morone saxatilis (striped sea-bass) is the source of this 4200-nucleotide messenger RNA. Its product is annotated as DDB1- and CUL4-associated factor 1-like. The record is from RefSeq and is a predicted model, not a curated record. Lineage: Eukaryota; Metazoa; Chordata; Actinopteri; Moronidae. Gene Ontology annotation, biological process: protein ubiquitination. Gene Ontology annotation, cellular component: nucleus; Cul4-RING E3 ubiquitin ligase complex. The transcript is spliced from 24 exons. Bases 1 to 4200 code for a protein of 1399 amino acids. Gene Ontology annotation, molecular function: histone H2AT120 kinase activity; nuclear estrogen receptor binding.
AUGUCUUCCCCGGACGAAGACCCGCCGGCCUCCGUGUCGGCCAUCCUGUCGUCCGCGUUGUCGGCGGCCGUGUCGGCUGCUCUGGCGGUGGCCACGGCGGUGGACUCCAAGGCGGAUCUGGCGGCGCUGUUGGACGAGUGGGAAGAAGCCCAGCAAGGCACCACAGAGCAACUGGUGUCCAUCCUCACCAAAAUAUCCGAGCUGAUUGAGCGGGAGACGGGCGAGUAUCACAAAGCAGAUCCAGAUCCGUUCGAUGACCGUCACCCAGGACGGGCAGACCCAAACUGCAUGCUGGGACAGCUCCUGAAGAUGCUCUUUAUGAAUGAUGACUUCACUAAUGCGCUGUUGGACACGUAUGUAAUGACCAGCAGAGAGCUGAACCUCAACACAGCAGCCUGCCGCCUGCUUCAGAACAUCAUGCCGGGCCUGGAGACCGCCGUCGUCUUCCAAGAGAAGGAAGGUCUGGUUGCGAAGUUGUUCACCUGGGCUCGUGAAGCAGAGCGACCGCUGUGCGUCUACGCCACGGGCCUGCUGGCCAGAGCCAUGAGCAACCAGGAGGUGGCGGCCAGCUACCGAGAGGAGAACGCUCAGCUGGUACCGAUCAUGAUUCGGCGCCUGCACGAGCUGCAAACUGAAGAGGCCAAGAAUCACGUUAGUCCCACCUCGACGCCUCAAAAUCUACCUCAGGACUCUCAGGUUGAAGCCACCCAAACCUCGAACAUCUCAACAGACCCGCAAGACAAGAAGGAGGGGGAAGAUGUGGAAGAGGAAGGAGAGAGUUCGGCGUCAACGGCCAAUUCCAGACCUCCGUCGCAGAAUGGCGACAGCAACAGCAGUGGUGGAUCCAGCUCGAACCGACUGCUUCCAGACUUUGCUUACCAAGCCAGCCCCGACCCCGCCUCCAGGGAGGAGGAGGACAGGCAGGGAGGAAGAGGAGGAGGAGGAGGGAAGAGACAGGCAGCAAAGGAGAAUGGGAGGAAGGCCAAGCAGAAACUCAACUACAUCUCCUCCUCCUCCUGCAGGACUGAGGAGGAGGAGGAGGAGGAGGAGGAGGAGGAGAGGAACGAUUCUGGCGACCAGCCGGCCAACAGCACCUCCUGGUCUGAGAUGAGCUCGAUGGUGAUCGGCUCUGACUACAGCCUGCAGCCGCUGAGCUCGGCCAUGGAGCAGAGGCUCAUCCUGCAGUACCUGACACCGCUCGGAGAUUACCAGGAGUUGCUUGCCGUCUUCAUGCAGCUGGACACCCGGUCGUUGCUGAUGAACUACAUCGACCUCAGGCAGACCAGAAAUGUCCAGCUCACCUUUGACGCCCUCCUGUAUCUCGCCUCCCUGCUCCUCCAUAAGAAGUUUGCAGCAGAGUUCAUCGCUCACGGAGGAGUGCAGAAACUUCUGCAGAUCCCGAGGCCGUCGAUGGCCGCGACUGGAGUUUCACUCUGCUUGUACUACCUGGCAUACAAUCAAGAUGCCAUGGAGAGGGUGUGUACGCUCGCAGACGGGGUGCUGUCAGACAUGGUGUCCUACGCUCUGUGGCUGUUGGAGUCGUCGCACGCUUCAGGCGUCUGCCACGCCACCAUGUUCUUCUCCAUUUCUUUCUCGUUCAGAGCGGUGCUGCAGCUCUUCGACCAACAGGACGGCCUGCGCAGGCUGGUCAACUUGAUCAGUACUUUGGGGAUCCUCAACACAGACAGUGAGGUGUCCAUAAUGAGUGACGACCAGGUGUUCUCCAGCCGACAGACAGCCAAACACACCUGCAUGGCCCUACGCAGGUUCUUUGAGGCUCACCUGGCAGUAAAGGCUGAACAGGUCAAACAGUCCCUGCACUCGUCAGACGGAGGCACCGUCGUUCCCCAGCAGCCAUUUUACAAGGCAUACACGUACACCAGAGAGCAGGUUAUUGAGAUGAUGGAGUUUCUCAUCGAGUGCGGACCUCCUCAGCUCCACUGGGAACCGGUAGAGGUCUUCUACAAGUUGUCCUGCGUCCCUUUGAUGCUGCAGCUCAUAUCUACAGCCUGUGACUGGAGGACUUACUAUGGCAGGAGCGACACUGUGCGUUACGCAUUGGACAUCCUGGCCAUCCUGAUGGUGGUUCCUAAAGUCCAGUUGGUGCUUGCGGACACUGUGGAGGUUCUGGAUGAAACCAGAUCUCCUGUUUCCACUGUGGGUAUGAGCAUCAUUCUGGGUGUCGCAGAGGGCGAAGUGUUUGUCAAUGAUGCUGAGAUCCAGAAGUCUGCACUACAAGUGAUAACAAACUGUGUGUGCGCUCCAGACCAGAGCCUGAACACUGUGGGUGCUUUUGCUGUCGCCCCCCUUAGGCCGUCCCUCCACCCCCAGCAGCCCCCCGCUCCCCACAACAGAGUGCUGGCCCACAUGUGGCAAAUGGUGCAGAACAACAAUGGUAUAAAGGUGCUUCUGUCUCUGCUGUCGGUGAAGAUGCCGAUCACAGAUGCAGAUCUGAUCCGCUCUCUGGCCUGCAAGGCUCUGGUCGGACUCUCUCGCAGCUCGGCCAUCAGACAGAUCAUCAGCAAACUGCCGCUCUUCACCAGCAGCCACAUUCAACAGCUAAUGAAAGAGCCGGUGCUGCAGGACAAACGAAGCGAGCACGUCCGCUUCUGCCGGUACGCCGCCGAGCUGACGGAGCGAGUGUCGGGGAAGCCUCUGCUCAUGGGCUCCGACGUCUCACUGGCUCGCCUGCAGAGGGCCAACGUGGUCGCCCAGUCCCGGAUCACCUUUUCUGAGAAGGAACUCCUCAUGCUGAUCAGAAACCACCUCGUGGCCAAGGGGCUCCAUGACACGGCGAACACGCUCGUUAAAGAGGCGAAUUUACCCGCCGGAACCCACUGUCCGAACUCUUCCUCCUGCGUCACCCCCCCGCCCUCCUCCUCAGUGAUUCCCAGGACUUGCCGGUUAGCUGGCGGGAUCGCGGCUCGGUUAGCCGGCCACGUUGGCUCCUCUCCCGUCUCCUCAGUGGCCGUAGCCUCCUCCACCACUCCCUCUUCAGCUCGUUCACACAGCGUUCCUCACCCUUCAUGCUCCUCUUCGUCUACCCCUGUCCUCCCCACUCCUCCUCCUCCUCCUCCUCAUCUUGGACCUCACGUGCAGGGCUCGCCUCUGGUCGGACGAAUUUUGUUCACACGGGAACGCCCGGUCGCCCAUUGCAGCUCAGGGAAAAAGCUUCGCGCACUGAAGCAGAAGUCUGACCACGGUGCUUUCAUACAGACUCCAGCCAUGAAGAAGCAGCUCGAGCGCCACCUUCCUUCCCCGCCGACCCUCGACAGCAUCAUCACCGAGUACCUGAGGGAACAACACGCCCGCUGCCCCAAUCCCGUCACCACCUGCCCCCCCUUUUCCCUUUUCACCCCUCACCGCUGCCCCGAGCCAAAGCAGAGGCGACAGGCAUCGCCCAACUUCACCGCCCGCCUGGGGAGCAGGGUGCUGUACCCGAAAUACGGAGGCGUGGAUAGAGGGUGUCUGGAUCGACAUCUCAUAUUCAGCAGGUUUCGUCCGAUGUCGGUCUUCCACGAGGGCGACGGAGACGAGAGCGGUUUCACCUGUUGUGCCUUUUCAGCCCGCGAGCGUUUCCUGAUGCUGGGAACCUGCUCGGGUCACCUCAAGUUCUACAACGUGUUCUCUGGAGAGGAGGUGGCCAACUACACCUGCCACACGUCAGCCAUCACACACCUCGAACCUGCAAGGGAUGGGAAACUGCUGCUCACCUCAGCCUCAUGGAGCGUCCCGCUGUCUGCUCUCUGGAGUAUGGACAGCGUCUUUAGCAUGAAGAACUCCUUUGUCGACGACCACUACGUCGAGUUCAGUAAACUCUCUCAGGACAGAGUCAUCGGCACCAAGGACCAAGUCGCACACAUCUACGACAUCCAGACGGGUCAGAAGACUCUGACCCUGAACGACCCCGCCCUGGCCAAUAACUACAAGAGGAACUGCGCCACCUUCAACCCCACCGAUGACCUGGUGCUGAAUGACGGGGUGCUUUGGGACGUGCGGGCGUCGCAGGCCAUUCAUAAGUUCGACAAGUUCAACAUGAACAUCAGCGGCGUUUUCCAUCCCAACGGCCUCGAGGUCAUCGUCAACACGGAGAUUUGGGACCUGAGGACCUUCCACCUCCUGCACACAGUCCCUGCCCUGGACCAGUGCAGGCUGGUCUUCAACAGCAACGCCACCAUCAUGUAUGGAGGAUGUUGUUGA